AUGCAGGAGCAACCAUUGUCGACCGCGGAGAACCACGGAGACUUGUGCGGCAAUGACCAGCAGUCAUAUGAAGGGAGGAUUUUUGAUUCCGAUGUCUACAGCCAAGCCAGCUCAACGAGCUACGAUGGCCGUCCGAUCAAUGACUACAAUUUGCAGAGACAAAGGUCGUCUUCGUUCUCUGCGCGCUUCAGAUUUGCGGGCGGCCCCAACAGCAUUGAUCAUUUUGCUCGCUCAUGGCAACGAGCCGCUUGUUUCCCCGAAGUUCUCCCUCGACGUUCCUCGUUCGCGGCAGCUAGACCGGAUGAAGAAUGGACUUCGGGAUGGAAUGAGGAUCUUGCAUCGCGAAGCUCUUUAUCAGCCAGGCAGGAGGCUGAUUAUACACGGCCGUUGCUGCAUGGUGACGAGGAAGGAGACGGAGGUAAUACUGAUCACUCAAAAAUGGGGUUUCCAAAUACCGCCAUCCUUAGCUCAUCAUUGGACAGGAGCCUGGGGACAUCUUACGGUACGAUCUCAUCCAGGGUCAGUGAAGCGACUCGAAGAAACGCAAUACAAUUUCACAGGGAACAAGUGGCACAUCGCAACGCAACUGUAGUUCCCGAUGGUGAGCCUCUCCUUAUCAAACAAAUUCAGCACGAUGAUGGAACACGAGAGAGUGUCAUUGUUGGCCAAUCUACUGUGCCGCAGACGGUUUUCAAUUCCGUCAAUGUCUUGAUUGGAGUCGGUCUGUUGUCGUUGCCCCUGGCAAUGAAAUACGCUGGGUGGCUCCUGGGGUUAUCGUUCCUCCUCUUCGCUGCUGUGACGACUUCAUACACUGCCAAGAUCCUGGCUAAAUGCUUAGACGUUGACCGAAGCCUUGUGACAUAUGCAGAUGUAGCCUACAUCAGCUUUGGGCACCAUGCACGGAUUGUGACGAGUCUUUUGUUCUGUCUGGAGCUGGUAGGGGCUUGCGUCGCCCUAGUUGUGCUUUUCGCCGACAGUCUUAAUGCUCUGAUACCCGGUCUGAGCAUCCUUGAAUGGAAAAUAAUUUGCGGGUUUAUGCUUAUGCCGCUCAACUUCGUUCCCUUGCGGCUACUAAGUGUCACGAGUAUACUAGGCAUCCUGUCUUGUACUUCCAUUGUCAGCAUCAUAUUCAUUGACGGCUUGGUCAAACCAGAUAGCCCGGGCUCCCUUCGUCAACCGGCCAGAACCACAAUGUUCCCUGACAACUGGGCUACUCUUCCGCUCAGUUUUGGUCUUAUUAUGUGUGAGUCUACCAGUUCCUUUGUCCGAAUCUCGCAUCCCCAUAAGUACGGCAAGAGCCUUUGGGCGACAUAUAUAUUCACAUAUUCAUUGGAUUGCGCAAUGGCUAUCGUGGGAUGGUUGAUGUUCGGCGAUGGUGUCUUAGAUGAAAUCACAGCCAACGUGCUGUUGACGACUGAAUAUCCCCAGGCCCUGUCCAUCUGUGUGAUAGUACUGAUUGCAAUCAUUCCUAUCACCAAAGUGCCCUUGAACUGCCGGCCUCUAGUCGCCACUGUUGAAGUUCUUUGUGGACUCGAACCGCGCCACAACACGAUGUCUGAUCGUCAUGAAGGGCUGACAGAAACACUUCGCCGAUCACUCCAAGUCACCAUACGCAUCUUUGUGGUGGUUGUAAUUGUUGUGAUGGCUAUCGUAUUCCCAUCCUUCGACAAAAUCAUGGCCUUGAUGGGAUCCGCGUUAUGUUUCACAAUUUGCAUCAUACUGCCUCUCGCAUUCUACCUGAAAAUUUUUGGUAAGGAGAUCGGGAUGGGUGAACGCAUACUGGACUGGUUUCUCCUUAUCACGUCAUCCGUCAUGGCGAUCAUUGGAACUGCCUGGGCUUUCUUGCCAGAAGGCAUGAUUUUUGCGAAUUGA
Molecule: messenger RNA, 1872 nt
Organism: Aspergillus pseudoviridinutans
Lineage: Eukaryota; Fungi; Ascomycota; Eurotiomycetes; Eurotiales; Aspergillaceae
Product: putative transporter
Exons: 6
Coding region: 1-1872 (623 amino acids)
Biological process (GO): amino acid transmembrane transport
Cellular component (GO): vacuolar membrane
Molecular function (GO): amino acid transmembrane transporter activity
Source: RefSeq, a predicted model, not a curated record